This is a messenger RNA of Alexandromys fortis (reed vole), 3900 nucleotides long. It is a transcript of the gene Arhgap4, whose product is annotated as Rho GTPase activating protein 4. Gene Ontology annotation, cellular component: cytoplasm. The record is from RefSeq and is a predicted model, not a curated record. Bases 690 to 3632 code for a protein of 980 amino acids. Gene Ontology annotation, molecular function: protein binding. The transcript has 21 exons. Gene Ontology annotation, biological process: negative regulation of cell migration; signal transduction. NCBI's taxonomy places the organism in Eukaryota, Metazoa, Chordata, Mammalia, Rodentia, Cricetidae.
GGGGAAAUGAGGCUAGUUCUUUCCUUUGGGGCUGAGCAGAAAGGGAACUGUAGCUGAACCCUGCUCCCUCCCCCUCAGGGGGCCCAGAGGGAACACAGGCCUGCAGUCCUCUGGGGAACUUCCCAUCAGCUGUCAGGACUCCCUUAGGCCUCACUCAGAACUAUGACUCCAGGAAGGAGAGGGUGGCAUCUGAUGUCCAGGGAGGCAGGCUGCCUAGGGGCAGUCUUGGGUUUGGAGCAGCUAUGGCGCCAUUGUCCACUGGUAUUGAGGGCCAGUGGCCUUAGGGAUGUGGUCUGACACUGGAGACCACAUAAAGCUUUCUGUAGAUGGUGAGGAACAGCAGCAGGUGGUCCCAGGCAUGUUGGGGCUCUCUUGCAUUGGCUGCCUUAUGCUGAGUCUUAGGGCUCAAGGUGAUCUAGGUAGAUGAGCAGAGGGAGGAAGAAGGCAGCCUGCCUCAAGAGCUGUACACGUGGGAAGGGGCGCCUUGUCCUUCUGAGGCCCACCAGAGCAGCAGGCAGCUCUUGAUCUAGGUCGCCCCGCCCCUCCGGGGGACCUGCUGGGGGCGGGGCGGGGCGGGGCGUAGCUGAUGGAGGGUGCUGGUUUUGGCGCCCCUGGUCCCUGUGCUCGGCGGUCUUGCCUUGCUGCAGCGUGGGAGCAUCGGGACUUGAAGGUGCGAUCAGCCCUCGGCCAUGGCGGCGCACGGAAAGCUGCGGCGUGAGCGGGGGCUGCAGGCUGAGUAUGAGGCACAAGUCAAAGGGAUGCGCUGGCAGUUGAGUGAGCAGCUCCAUUGCCUGGAGCUUCAGGGAGAGCUGCGGCGAGAUUUGCUGCAGGAGCUAGCUGAGUUUAUGCGGCGCCGGGCAGAGGUGGAGCUGGAGUACUCUCGGGGCCUGGACAAGUUGGCUGAACGCUUUGCCAGCCGCAGUGGUCGCCUGGGGGGCAGCGGCCGGGAGCAGCAAAGCUUCCGGAAGGAGCCGACUCUCCUGUCACCCUUGCACUGCUGGGCUGUGUUGCUGGAGCACACGCGGCAACAGAGUCGUGAAAGUGCCGCCCUCGGCGAGGUGCUGGCUGGGCCCCUGGCUCAGCGCCUGAGUCAUAUUGCUGAGGAUGUGGGACGCAUAGUCAAAAAGAGUAAGGACCUGGUGCAGCAGCUGCAGGAUGAGCUCCUGGAGGUGGUCUCAGAACUCCAAACAACCAAGAAGACAUAUCAUGCAUACCACUUGGAGAGCAUGAAUGCUGAGACCAAACUCCGGGAAGCUGAGCGUCAGGAGGAGAAGCGGUCAGGCCGGAGUGCCCCGCCCACCACCAUGGCUGCCUCUGCCAGCACCACGACUACUGUUACCACCACUGAGACAGUGCCCCUCAGAAAGAGCUCUCUCAAGAAAGGAGGGCGACUAGUGGAGAAGCGUCAGGCCAAGUUCUUGGAGCAUAAACUUAAGUGCACGAAGGCCCGAAACGAGUACCUGCUCAGCCUGGCCAGUGUCAAUGCUGCUGUCAGCAACUACUACUCACACGAUAUUUUGGACCUCAUGGAUUGCUGUGACACAGGUUUCCACUUGGCCCUGGGGCAGGCCAUCCGAAGCUACACAGCUGCUGAGAACCGCACCCAAGCCUGCCAGAUGCAGGGAUUGGGCAGCCUGGAAGAGGCUCUGGAGGCUCUGGAUCCUCCAGGGGACAAGGCCAAGGUGCUUGAGGUUUAUGCCAUGGCCUUCUGUUCCCCUGAACAUUUUGACUACCAACCCCAUGAAGGUGAUGAGGUGGCUGAGAUCCAGGUUGAGAUGGAACUUCGGGAUGAAAUUUUGCCCAGAGCCCAAAACAUCCAGAGUCUCCUGGACCGAAAGACCCUCGAAACAGAAGAGGUGAAUAAGACACUGAAGGCAACACUUCAGGCUCUGCUAGAGGUGGUGGCAUCAGAGGAUGGGGACAUGCUGGACCCUCUGCAGGCCAGCCCUUCCACUGAGUCCCUCAAGUCCACAAGCUCAGACCCAGGCACCCGACAGACAGGCCGCAGACGGAGUCAGCAGCAGGAGACAGAAACCUUCUACUUUGCGAAGCUGCAGGACUAUCUGAGUGACCGGAGCAAGCUUGCCAAGCUGCAGGCCAAGCAUGAAAAGCUGCAGGAGGCCAUACAACGAGGUAAUAAGGAAGAGCAAAAAACAUCUUGGACCCGGUGCACAGAAAGAAAAUUCCACAAGAGCCACCAUCCCCGUCCUACCUCCCAGUAUAACCAGAAACUCUUUGGAGUCGACCUGGAGAAGUUUAUCCAGAGCUCAGGUCAAGCUGUGCCCCUUGUGGUGGAGAGCUGUAUUCGGUUCAUUAAUCUCAAUGGCCUGCAGCAUGAAGGCAUCUUCCGGGUGUCGGGUGCCCAGGCCCGUAUCUCUGAGAUCCGAGAUGCUUUUGAAAGAGGGGAGGACCCUCUGGUGGAAGGUUGUACUGCUCAUGACCUAGACUCAGUGGCUGGGGUGCUGAAGCUGUACUUUCGGAGCCUGGAGCCCCCACUCUUCCCUUUGGACAUGUUUAAUGAGCUGCUGGCUUCAGCACAACUGGAGGCUGUGGGAGAGCGCAUACAGCCUGUGAGCCAUCUGCUGUCCAGACUGCCCAGACCCGUACUAGUGGUUCUGCGAUAUCUCUUCACUUUCCUCAACCACCUGGCCCAGUACAGCGAUGAGAACAUGAUGGACUCCUACAACCUGGCUGUAUGCUUCGGGCCCACACUGUUGCCUGUGCCUGCUGGGCAGGACCCUGUAGCCUUGCAGGGCCGGGUGAACCAGUUGGUACAGACUCUUAUCCUGCAGCCAGCGCAAGUUUUCCCAUCCCUGGCCAUGCUGCCAGGCCCCAUCUAUGAGAAGUGCAUGGCACCACCUUCUGCCAGCUGCCUGGGGGAUGGCCAGUUGGAUAGCCUUGCUGGGGAGCCGGAGCUGGAGUUGGAAGCUGGGACCACAGCUCAGGAGGAUGGUGAGGAGGGAUCGAGCAGGGAGGCUCUACCCCAUCCUUUACUCUACCCUCAGCCUGACCAUUUCUUCCUGACAGAAGCAGAAGGAGUUGUGGAGGCCGUGGCCUGCUUUGCCUAUACUGGCCGCACGGCCCAGGAGCUGACCUUCCAGCGGGGCGAUGUACUGCGGCUGUAUGCUCGGGCAUCAAGUGACUGGUGGCGAGGGGAGCAUGCUGGCGUGCAGGGACUCAUUCCCCAUAAGUACAUCACACUGCUUGAGGGGGAUGAAAAGCAGACAGCUAGUUUGCAGACCACGACGGAAUCUGUGAGCCAACCAGAGGGCUUCCUGACCUUGGAGUUUACCAAUCGGUUGGAAUUAGGCAUCCCACGUGAGGCUGUGGGUGCCUCUGGGCACAGAGGACACUAUUUGGUCCCCACCUCCCCUGAGCGACCUGUGGAAAUAGAUAAGGCUGUGGCGCAGAACAUGGACUCUGUGUUUAAGGAGCUCUUGGGAAAGGCUACUGCCCGCCAAGGACAUGGGCUAGCAUCUACAGCCUCCCCCAGUCUAGGAACCCGAAACCUGAAGCCCUUGGCCUGCAGCAGCUUCGGCAAAAACAAAGUCUUCUCUCGGGGACCUGGGGCUCCAGUCUCUCCCUCAGCCUCCCCUCCCCAGGGUCCAGUCUCAACUCGCAAACCGCUCUGAGGCAGCUUACCUCAGCAGUCACCAAUCCACCAUUUCUCUCUAGGCCUCUUUGAGAAGUAGCAAAGGAAGGAGGCUAGAGACAAGCCCCUCUGUACUUUUGCUGGGAAACCCUGGGCUAUGGCUGUGGAGAAUGGAAGUUGCAGCAAUUCAUAAAGAUCCUUACACUGGCUGCUGUUGUAAUAACCUACACUCUUUGAGGGUGCUAAACGAGGCUGGUGCAGUGCAGCUCCCAGAGCCUGCACUGCUAGAGGCCACAUACCAAGACAGA